AGCCAGGCGGCUAUCAGCGCAUAACGUAGCAGUGUCUUCUCGGAGGUUCUACGUGUCUUCUCUACGCGGGAAUACCACAGGAAGAAUCAUCCGCCACGUCACCAGUCAGUGAGGAUCAAGAGACCGCGGCCGUGGACCUGGGCGCCCUACCAGGCGACGGGGUCAGUGCCCUGGUGACGUCAGUGGCUGGGUGACGCAGCUGGUGGCACACAUGGCCGUCCUGGCAGACGGGAGUCCCACGUUCGAAGCAAUCCUCAGGCACAACGCUCCGGAGACCACCUGCGGCCAGGUCAACGUCACGGACGUGGAGGGCGCGGUGCUGAGGCAGCUGCUGGGCUACGUGUACACCCUCUAGGCCCACCAACUGCCUGGUGUGGUCCCCCAACUGCUGGCAGCAGCUGACAAGUACAGCUGGUUCGCCCUGGAGGCUGUGUGUGAGCAGCAGGUGGCUGCAUAGCUGGCAGUGGAGACUGCGUCGGAUGUAGCUCUACUUGCACUGAGGCUCUCGUGCCCCAUCCUUGCUGUGGUUGCCGUCCCCUUCGUAAAGGACCACUCUGAGGUGAUGGCCAUGCAGAGCUGGUGCAGACUCUGUGCUCAAGUACCCAGAAGAUGUCACUGAAGUGAGUCGUCUGCUCGGAGAGCCACCAGCAGAUGCCUGCGCGCCAGCUACUAAAAGGAGAAGGGCGACCCCCGGCACUCACUGUCAGCCCCACAGCGAUCACAACCAGAGUCCUGCUGCAGCUGUGCUGCCCACAGCUGCCCGACACACUCCUCCACCUGAGGAUGCAGCUGCCUCAGUUCUGGAGCUUGUCUGCAGAGAAGAGAGGCAGUAGGCUGUUCCAGGCAGCUGUGCAGGGGGCAGCGAGGGAGCUGAGGAUGCUGGUCACCGCAGGGGCCGACACGGAGGCGGGGGGUGGGAGGACGUUCUGGAGGGGAACCGCCCUGCACUUCGCAGCAAGGGAGGGACACGUGGAAGGGGCGAGGUGCCUCGUGGAGGGCAGUGCUGUGGUGGUGGACAGCAGGAGCAGCUCACGGCAGACGAUACCUUAGUACAUGGCCGCAGUGAAUGGUCACCCAGCUAUGGCCCAGCUGCUGUUGUGCCCUCUGCCGACCCAAAUGCCAGGGAUGACAAUUGGUGGAUGCCGCUGCACACUGUGCACUAUGCAAUAGUCACGCAGAUGUGGUGGCUGCGCUGCCCGUGGUGGGGGCCGAUGGGGGGGGGGGGGUGGAGGCAGAACUCCAGAUUGCCGCACAACCCUGGAUCUCAGACAGGAAGUGCUACGAGAGGCAUCUGAUGGAGAUGCUGUCGUGAGGCAACCAGUCCAGCAACCUCCUCUGCAAUAAAUAUUCUUUCUUUUAACCAAAGAAAUGCACAGUAACAAUAGGCAAAAAUGUGUAGAGUAUGCUUCUAGGCUAACUUUGGAAAAGACAAUGGGGACUGAAAAAUAACUCAGUUCAUUGCGAAUAAAACAACUACUCCAAUAUCCGAUUGGUGAAAAGUAUUUCACAGCAGCCUAAAAGGUGCUGCAUCAAACUACUGUAAUUUGCAACCUACUGAGAUUACUGUGUGUGAGUUCUGUCACUAUAAAUGUCACUUCUGAUAUCAGACUCUAUUUACCUCUGUAUAUUCACCAAACAUUGUACAGUACUGUACCUCCUUUGUUUAAUUACAUUGUCACAUUAGUAUCAAUAUUCACACCUCAUAAUGCACUUAUCAUUGGGAACUAUACAAUCGGCCCACAUUUAACUAAAGAGAAUGGACCUUUACUAUGAUGUUACCAGAUAAAACAGUAAAUUUCCCCACUUGCUUCCAUAUUCUCCUCCCGUCGGUCUGCAGUGCAGUUCCUUCAGCCAGGAGCCGCAUCAGCUGAGCGCCUGUAGGGGCCGCCGUGCAACCCACCACACCACUGCUGGCACCACCCACACUGCCCCCGGUGACUGUCUGCAGAACUGUGGCUCUCACCCACUCUGCGACACACCACAAUGUCACGCCUUCCCACUAUAUUGUGCUGGUAAUAUUCUGUGACAUGACUAUCCACAUAGAAAGAACUUUGCAAUUUGCAAAAAUGAGUUAGAAAACAGUAUAAUAAGCAGUUACAAUGCUUAAACGCUGAAUUGCGGCUGAGAACCAAACAGCAACUACAGUGUAUCCUCAAAGCUCUCAUACGGUGGCAGUCUAAUAUAAACAUGGCAGAAGCUUGGGGAAUUUAUCUUCCUGUGGGUUGGCUUCCCACACCUUCCAAGCCAGAAAAUUUUUGCUGCUGGACUACUCUCAUGGGCGGAAUCGAUGUUUUGGAAGCUCCCCCUGUUGCCUGCUGCCACUGCCAUCACCAUCUGCUGCAGCCGCCCAACGCCACCCGAUGCUGCUGCUGCCCGUCACUGCCAACUGCUGGUGCCCAUCGCCAUCUGCUGCUGUCCAACGCUGCCUGUUGUUGGUGCCGUCGCCACGUACUCCUGGUGCCAUCACUGCCUACUCCUGGUGCCAUCGCCGUCAACCGAUGGGGCCCGUCACCAGCUAAUGCUGUUGCCCAUUGCUGCCGCCACCACUGCUGUCGUCCGUCACCGUUGCUGUCCUUUCCAGUCUUCCCAUCUCUGAGUCCUGAUAGCCCUGUCUUCCUUGUCUACAAGAGGUAUUGGUGGUAUUGAAUGGCCACAUGCCCUAGAAAUCCGCUCAGCCUGAGGCAUCUACGACGACUCUGGCCCUACCUUCCUAAUGCACAUGUUUACAGAGUCUGCCUCCUCUACUGAUCAUCUCACUCAGGGAGAUCUCAUUUUUCACUGUCGCCUCCUCAGUCCUACUGCUGCCAGCGGUGCCCCCUGUACAAUGAUCACCUCAUCCAAAAUUGCAGAAACCCCCAACCUACCUCCAUUGUGCAGCCCCCCACUUUCUAAAACAGUGUCCUAACCUUGCGUCUCCUCUUUACUGCAAGACCUGCAAUAAAUCCCUUCCAAUUUACUUCUACAAAUGCAACACCAAACCCCCUCUCAACAGCCCCGAGCUUACUGUCACCGUUCACCCCACCGAUCAGCCCAUCCACCCUAAUUCCCUUUACCCACCCCCUAUGGCCAUAGAGAUCAUCCAUUAACUCAUCAUUGUUCUCCAGAACAUACACCCCUUCCAAUGCCCCCACACCCUCUAGCAGAUCUCCCUUGCUGCCUCCUCCAUUUGAACACCUACGCCAUCUAAUCCUACAACCAGGCCCACUUUACCUGCCUCUUCACUCUCCUUUAAGCCUGUUUCCUCUCUCCUCUCCUGCUCCUUGGUGUGUCAUCCGACCCCAUUUUUCCAUCCCACCAUCUCCAGCCCCCCAUCCCCCCACUGCCACCUCUGUUCCCUUCUCUUACCUUCUUUCAGGCCUCCCCUCCCUCAGCAGGUCUCUCCUAGUUUCUUUCUCAUGAUUUUAAUCCUUGUCAUGUGUGCCAUACCUAGUGCAGUGUUUUUGAAGUGCUGUUGUUUUGGUGUGGAUUUUAAUGCUGUGGCCUACUUUCAUCUUGGGCUUGUGACUCCAGUGUGUUUUAAGUGCUACAUACAUCAUCGAGUGUGUUUCUGUUUGCAAGUGGGCCUUUUUUAACUGUAUCCCACAGUGAACGCCUCCAUGUCAGCGUAUUUUUAGCCCCAUUAUGUUCUUAUAUUCCCCUUUUACUGCCUUAUUUGUUUUGUGUCAUUUUUAAUUCAUGUAAUAUCUCUGAGCUGAAGAGCAGCAGAUUGUGCUGCUGACAGCCCUCCCCUGCCCGAAUGGAGCAUGGGAAUGAAAUAAAAAUAAAGAAAAAAGAAAAAAAUUGGUGAAUUUAGUUGUAAAAUUUACAGAUGGUUUAUUGUAGACCACUUGGUUCAUCAUGACACAAAAAGUCCAUUUAAAGCAUUCACCAGACAUAGUAACAUUUUGAAACAUACAAAAUGUGAAGACAAUCCUGUCCUUAUAUGAUUGUUGUUUGUACUACACGUAAAAAAUUUCAGCAACUGAAGUAAUUGUAGUUUCAUUAGAGACACAAAACUGAGGAUCAAAUUGC
This is a messenger RNA of Schistocerca piceifrons (Central American locust), 4011 nucleotides long. RefSeq lists its product as uncharacterized. The coding region runs from base 652 to 1050 and encodes 132 amino acids. Gene Ontology annotation, molecular function: protein binding. The record is from RefSeq and is a predicted model, not a curated record. Lineage: Eukaryota; Metazoa; Arthropoda; Insecta; Orthoptera; Acrididae. The transcript is spliced from 4 exons.